UAUAGGUUGGCAGAUCUGUAAAACUUAAGUCUUAAGUUGUUCCUCUUGGGCGUUCUUCUUGCUUUCGCUUCCUCUCGUUUCGCUUCAUCGGGAAAAACCUAAACCCCCUCGAGAGGCAGACGAACAGGAAGAGGAGAGAAUCGGCGAUGGACUUGGACCAGUGGAUCUCGAAGGUGAAAGAGGGUCAGCAUCUGUUGGAAGACGAACUUCAGCUCCUCUGCGAAUACGUCAAAGAGAUUCUUAUUGAGGAGUCCAAUGUGCAGCCUGUCAAUAGUCCGGUCACUGUUUGUGGUGAUAUUCAUGGCCAGUUUCACGAUCUAAUGAAACUUUUCCAGACAGGAGGUCAUGUACCGGAAACAAAUUACAUAUUUAUGGGGGAUUUUGUUGAUCGAGGAUACAAUAGUCUUGAAGUUUUCACAAUCCUUUUGCUUCUUAAAGCUAGAUACCCAGCAAAUAUUACCCUUUUACGUGGAAACCAUGAAAGCAGGCAACUAACCCAGGUAUAUGGUUUUUAUGAUGAGUGCCAGAGGAAGUAUGGAAAUGCUAAUGCAUGGCGGUAUUGUACAGAUGUUUUUGACUAUUUGACACUCUCAGCAAUUAUUGAUGGAACUGUGCUUUGUGUCCAUGGUGGUCUUUCUCCUGACGUUCGAACAAUUGAUCAGAUACGGGUUAUAGAACGAAAUUGUGAAAUCCCACAUGAGGGGCCAUUUUGUGAUCUCAUGUGGAGUGAUCCUGAGGAUAUUGAAACAUGGGCAGUUAGUCCACGUGGAGCUGGUUGGCUUUUUGGGUCCAGGGUCACUUCUGAGUUCAAUCGCAUAAACAAUCUUGAUCUGGUUUGUCGAGCACACCAACUUGUACAAGAAGGCCUCAAGUACAUGUUUCAAGAUAAAGGCUUAGUAACUGUGUGGUCUGCACCAAAUUACUGCUAUCGUUGCGGGAAUGUGGCUUCCAUAUUGAGUUUCAGUGAUAAUAUGGGCAUCUCUCUGAUAGGGGAGCUUCAUAGUCUCCUGCCUCGAAACAUUUAUCAAAGGAUCCGGACAUGACCAAAGAGCCGCUGACCGAUGAGAUAAUUAUUAUGGGUAAGUUUGAUUGUGACAAAGUGAAACAAGGGAGGAAGGAGUGGUAUUGGAUAUCGGGGUGGGGCAUAGGAAGCGUUGGAGGAGGAGGAGUUCACUUUGGAGGCCAUUUAGGAUAAAAGAGACGUUUGUCGGAAAAGUUGUCAUACCAUGUAGAGAUUAAUUGGGGUUUUGCCUGCCGAAUCGGUUUCAACUUUUAUCUCGAUGUUUCGAAGCUUGGAGUUGGCCUUACAAUUCUUUCAUCUCGCUAGAUGCAUCAACACAUCCGUCGGCCAUCGUGGGGAUUUUUUUUAAUAGGUUCGAUUCAGAGAUAGUAAUUUGUCAGAUGGAGUUCUUCAACCCAGGCAGAGUUAAUUAUGUAAUGGUUCUAAGUAAGAUUUUAAGUAUAUCUAGAUCGUAACUUCAAAAUGCCGUUAGACUUCAAUUUUAUAAGAAUUCUGCUAGGUCCAAGCGGUUUGGGCACUAAA
This is a messenger RNA of Carya illinoinensis, 1543 nucleotides long. Its product is annotated as phytochrome-associated serine/threonine-protein phosphatase-like. The transcript has 10 exons. Gene Ontology annotation, cellular component: cytoplasm. The record is from RefSeq and is a predicted model, not a curated record. Bases 147 to 1043 code for a protein of 298 amino acids. Lineage: Eukaryota; Viridiplantae; Streptophyta; Magnoliopsida; Fagales; Juglandaceae. Gene Ontology annotation, biological process: peptidyl-serine dephosphorylation. Gene Ontology annotation, molecular function: protein serine/threonine phosphatase activity.